Molecule: messenger RNA, 390 nt
Organism: Medioppia subpectinata
Lineage: Eukaryota; Metazoa; Arthropoda; Arachnida; Sarcoptiformes; Oppiidae
Source: the annotation of a GenBank genome assembly
AUGUUUUGUCGACAUCAGGAAAUCUCAGUGUCGCCCAACUCUUCGUCCGACGGCAGCACCAAUAGGUUCGGAUCGACCAGAUUCUUGUCCACCAGCGAUACGCUUCUCUCGUCGACCAGUCGUGAAGUCUUUGAGACAACGGUUAGCAAAGAGGUAAACAAAUGGCUUCACAAACCUGUAGUCCGGGUAAUAGAGCAUAAUAUAGGGCACGAGAAUAGUGCUGAUCGUUAUGACCAACAGAAACGCCCAGCGAUUGAGGAAACGGUCCUCUUCUCGGUUCCCGAUAUCCCAUCCAUAGGACACCCAAUUCUGCCAAACAUUUGCGGUCCUUUGGGCUGCGGAUCCAUAAAUCCGGGAACAAAUGAGGGAACCGAAGAGUGCGAGUCGUAA